GUCAGCAACAUUCCACAAUUUUGUCAAAGUAGCACUUACCAAAAAUCCAAAGAAGAGGCCGACAGCGGAAAGACUUCUGACUCAUAGUUUCGUUGGGCAACCUGGUCUGACUCGAACUCUGGCCACUGAGCUGUUGGACAAGGUGAACAAUCCCGACAACCACCCCCACUACAGCGAGCCGGACGACGACGACUUUGAGCCUCACCCGGUGAUUCGGCCGACCAUCCGCUCUACAAACCGGAACGUCAGAGCGGAAAGGACAGCGUCGGAAAUAAACUUUGAUAAGCUGCAGUUUGAACCACCUUUGAGAAAAGAGACGGAAGCGAGGGACGAAAUGGUCGUGGCCGCUGGAGCCCAUUUCGCGUCACACUGGAAUCCUUUCGUGGACUGUGGAAGCAGCGCCAAGUAAGUAUUGGUCUGCCCAGCCUUGCCAGUGAAUAAGUGAGCGUAAGCUGAUUC
Molecule: messenger RNA, 459 nt
Organism: Sphaerodactylus townsendi
Lineage: Eukaryota; Metazoa; Chordata; Lepidosauria; Squamata; Sphaerodactylidae
Product: mitogen-activated protein kinase kinase kinase kinase 5-like
Exons: 5
Molecular function (GO): MAP kinase kinase kinase kinase activity
Source: RefSeq, a predicted model, not a curated record